AUGUUAGCCGUGCACCACAUGACCCCGGUGGAAGUUAGCCAAAUCUCCAACCUGCACACGCUUAUCCUGGAAAUAAAUAGCGAAGUGGCGCUGUUUCGGGACCUGCUCAUCCACGUCGGCCAGUCACGAGACUGUCCCGAGCUGCGGGAGAAAAUUCGAAAACUGCGCCGAUCGUGCGUCGAGGCCUGCAAGCACACCGCCGCACUAAUACUGCCGCAAAUUCGAACGGCCAUCGCGGAAGGCAUCCUCACCGAUAACCCCCAUCUGGUGCUGCUGUUCUAUCUUGCUCAACUGUUUCUUAGAGAAUUAAUCAAAAGCCAUCGACUGGUGCAGGUCAUACCGAUGGACAUGUCCGGCUACUACGAGAACCGGGCCGGACCGUCGAAUCUGGGCAACGUGAUAAGUCAGAUACUGCUCUGCAAGCAGAUAACACCCGACUUCAACCAGGAGGAGCUGUGCAGCAUCACGAAGGACUCGCAGGAGAUUGCUCGGAUACUGCAGGAACUGCAGGAGUUCAUGCCCCAGCAGGAGACAUACCUGGAGAAAACAAUCGCCCUAACGAACGAAAUCAACGGACCCUGGCCAGCGAAACGGCGCCGUGGGUCGCUGUACAAAAACAUGGGCCUCCUGUGCUGCGUUUCGCGUCCGAACUACCUAUGA
Molecule: messenger RNA, 660 nt
Organism: Anopheles cruzii
Lineage: Eukaryota; Metazoa; Arthropoda; Insecta; Diptera; Culicidae
Gene: dcma
Exons: 5
Coding region: 1-660 (219 amino acids)
Biological process (GO): G protein-coupled receptor signaling pathway
Cellular component (GO): neuron projection
Source: RefSeq, a predicted model, not a curated record